GAGCACGGCUCUAGCCAAACCACAGUCUGGGCCAAACCAAUUGGGAACGCAAGUGUUUAUGGGACGGUGGCAUUUCAUCUGGCUAACCUUAGCUGUCUUGCUUAUUGACUUGGUAAAUCGACAUUCGGCUGGCAGAAGCAAAUAAUUAAAGCAUUUGAAAUGAUUUGACUAAACGCGCAAUCAUGAAUCUCAGGGGUUUCUUUCAAGAUUUCAACCCCAGCAAAUUUCUUAUCUAUGCAUGCCUGUUGCUGUUCUCGGUGCUGUUGUCACUGCGCCUCGACGGCAUUAUUGAAUGGAGCUACUGGGCUGUCUUUGCACCAAUCUGGCUAUGGAAGCUCAUGGUCAUUAUUGGUGCCUCAGUUGGCACUGGCGUCUGGGCCCAUAACCCCCAGUACAGGGCCGAGGGGGAGACUUGUGUGGAGUUCAAGGCCAUGCUGAUUGCUGUGGGGAUCCACUUGCUCCUGCUCACCUUUGAGGUGCUGGUGUGUGCCCGCGUGGAGAGGGGCACCCACUUCUGGCUGCUGGUCUUUAUGCCACUCUUCUUCGUCUCGCCCGUGUCCGUGGCGGCGUGCGUGUGGGGCUUUAGGCACGACCGCUCCCUGGAGCUGGAGAUCCUUUGCUCUGUCAACAUUCUCCAGUUCAUUUUCAUCGCCUUGAGGCUGGAUAAGAUCAUCAGUUGGCCCUGGCUGGUGGUCUGUGUUCCUCUCUGGAUCCUUAUGUCUUUUCUCUGCCUCGUGGUUCUCUACUACAUUGUCUGGUCAGUGUUAUUCCUCCGUUCCAUGGAUGUUAUUGCUGAGCAACGGCGCACUCACAUCACCAUGGCGAUCAGCUGGAUGACCAUUGUUGUGCCCCUUCUAACUUUUGAGAUUCUCUUGGUCCACAAGUUGGAUGGUCACUACAACUCCAACUAUGUUCCAGUGUUUGUGCCUCUGUGGGUAUCCUUAGUGACCUUAAUGGCAACCACCUUUGGCCAGAAAGGAGGCAACCACUGGUGGUUUGGCAUACGCAAGGACUUUUGUCAGUUCCUUUUGGAGCUGUUCCCCUUCCUCCGGGAGUAUGGAAACAUCUCCUACGACCUGCAUCACGAAGAUGAGGUGUCUGAGGACAUGCCCUCUCACGAGGCACCCAAAAUUGCCCCCAUGUUCCGCAAGAAGACUGGCGUGGUCAUCACGCAGAGUCCGGGGAAGUACUUUGUGCCACCACCCAAAUUGUGCAUCGACAUGCCGGACUAAAGAAGCACACACACACAUCCCCCCUCCCCCCCUUCCCAGCGUACUCGCUCCUCUCUGAGAGGGCGAAAGACACGCAGCUCUGCUCCACCUGUUUUGGGGCUCGCAGUGAACUGCAUCCUAGUAGGUUUGCGAAGCCUGAUCCUCCAUAGAAGCAGACAAUCCGAAUAAACUGAGAGACACAGAGGCAGGCACCGGCUGAGAAACUGUGUGCUCCUGUGACAAAUGCCCAGCCACAGUCUGUCAAAGAAAGAGAAGGGGAUGGCUUUUCCUUUUUUGUUGUUUUUUUCCUCUUUGUUUUUUAUAUAUAUUUGUUUGGUUUGUACAGAAAUUGGGGGAUCCGAUAUGGGAGGAAGCCCACUUUGGUUUUGACUCGUUCUUGAAGAGGACAUCCCCAGCAACAUUUUUGCAUCUGUAAACACACACCCUGUUCAUAGUUUGACUUGGAAUAUAUAUUAUUCUACUGGCCUAAACCUUGUAUGACUAUGCUACUGUUAUGCACCUCCCUUGUUCUGUUUUUUUUAAAUCUGUAAGUUUAAAGUGUUCAUUCGUUGAUGAAUAAGGAGAUCAGUUGAAUACCCAACAGUUAAACUUCAUAAUGGACAGGUAUGUAGUUACUAGGUCUCAGUGUAGAUGGAUGUCAGGCUCAUCCCAGUACCACCAUCACCCCAGACCAUUUACUGAACCACUGUGUUCAUGUCAACAAAGGAAAGCAUGUCGUCAGCCAUGUAGCAUCGUCAGUGUAUCUGAUGAAUUUAUAUUGCAUACCUUGUUGCGGCGUUGCAAGAGCCUCUAAUCAUUUUGUGUUACCGUUUAAUUUCAUUUGGCUGAAGGACUUUUCAAUUGAAUGUGCGUGGCCUCUGAAUUGGACAAGUUGAGCAAGUUUUUGAGUUUUUGACUGCCCAUAAGACAGAAUGCCUUUAAUUCUUGUGAACUAGUCGGUAACAUUUUCCAACGUGGCCAACCUUGCAGAAGACCAAAUAGUAACUAACAAAUGUAUCACUACGAGUAGUUGCAGUGGGAUCAGUUAUUUUGUCCUUGAUGCAAACAAAGAGUGACAUCUCUUUCGGUGUAUAGUUUUUAUAGUUCACACUGGCAGAAACACAUAGCUCCCUUUGAACUAAAACUGACAACCUGAGAAAUGAACUCUACAGAAACGAGUUGUGUGUGUGGUUCUGCCAUAGAGCACUGCUGGAAUUGAGCAUUUUUAAGAUUCUGAGUGCAGGAGGCAGUCUAGAGUAAGAGUGAACCCCCUGCAUGUGUCUAAAUGUGUCCUGUAGGUUCAGUAGAGAUGCCUGACUUGACCAAGAAGGCCCUCCAACCUUUUCUGGACCAGUUUGACUAAAGCAUGGGAGUCAUUUAUAUUCCCCUCGAUAUAUACCUUUCUCCCUUUGAUCAUUGAAGUUUUUUGUUUUGCUUUUGCAUUCAAAGGUGUAUGAUUGUGUUUCCCUGCCAAAAAUGCACUUAUGAAGUGUUCCAUAUAGUGGUUUUGAUGUUUAUCAACAACCUGCUGCAGAUGUGGUUGUAACUCCAGUAUGAUUACUGGCGUCAUCAGCAACAUGCAAACUAUGGAAUGCCACUCAGCCAAGCUCUAUAUAUAUAUAUAUAUAUAUAUAUAUAUAUAUAUAUAUAUACACACACACACAUGCAAUUGUCACAUUCCAAGUUGGCAUUAAAAAACACAAACACAUCCUGGUGCACAUUUUUCUCCUUCUGUCUUUUCUCUUACUCUUUUGUUUCACUCUGUUGUUCCCCCUCCUUUGUUUUCCUCUCCCUCCUCAAUCAUUUCCCUCCCCUUUCCUUUCUAUCUCCCCCUCUCAUUCAGUAAUGUACUUUUGAAGUGUUAAAACAGAUCUGUUUUCCAUUUGCUGUUGUCAAUGUUUUGGUUUGUCUGACUCUCAGCUGGUCUGAGGGGGUGACAUGACCUCUGUUUUUAAUCUGCCCUGGACCAAUGUUACUACCCUCACGCUCUCCCAGUCGGCUCUUACUGUCUCUCCGUAUCCCUCAUGCAUACUCUAAUUAAAAAGUCAAACACCAUACAUUCAAAUAUAA
Molecule: messenger RNA, 3281 nt
Organism: Alosa alosa (allis shad)
Lineage: Eukaryota; Metazoa; Chordata; Actinopteri; Clupeiformes; Clupeidae
Gene: tmem185a
Product: transmembrane protein 185
Exons: 7
Coding region: 183-1232 (349 amino acids)
Source: RefSeq, a predicted model, not a curated record